AAAACCGUUGUUUUGUUUUGCUCUAUUUUUGAUCAAAUGAAAGCAGCUCUGGUGUGCAUAAAUGGCUUUGGAACUAGUGUAGAUUAUUUUAGCUCAACAGGUGCGUCGUUCCAUCGCUGUCCUGCCGGAGUCGCUGUCGCGCGCUGUGUUUCUGCUCGUCUCCUCCUCUUCCUCCUGCAGGGCCUUUCAAAAUCUCCCUGACCGCCCCAUUAUAACCGACAAUGUAGCACACUGAACCGAGCACUCAGCAGAAAGAUAUCACAUUCACAGCUUUAGCUCCGGCAUUAGAUCCAAACACACAGAACGGUUCAGUCUGUGGGCGAGCUCCGGAUCAAACUAAUGGACUUCUAGCCGAAUAACGGAGAGACUGUGAAACCGCCGGGAAAGGCUGAUGGAUGGAGCGAGGGACCAGUAUGAGGAACGAUUGAAAGAGGUGUUUGAGAGUUUUGAUGGCAGUGGUUUGGGCUCUCUGAGUCCGGAAGAACUGACCGAUCUCUGCCGGGCCCUUCAGCUGGAGGAGAACACACUGAACACACUCUUACACACACUGCUGGAGGACCAGAUCCAUGCACGGGUUGAUUUUGAACAGUUUAAGGAUGCGCUGAUCCUUGUGUUAUCAAGCACAAACACAAAUGAUCCAGAAGAAUGUCUUGAACGACCAGAUUCCCCAGAAGUCCAGCCACGCUUCGUAAAGGGCAGUAAGCGCUAUGGCCGCCACUCUGCUCCGGAGUUCAUUCACACGCACACUGAUUCACACACACAGGCUGAAGAUGAGGAGGAGGAGAAGGAUGAAGAUGCUCAAGAGAGUGAUGACAGGACUGUACCCAGGAAACGUGAGCGCUGGAAUGCUGAGAUAAGCAUUUCUGAAGAGUUUGAAGCAGAAGGUCAGCUGCACCUCUGGAACCCAGAUGAACCCAGCACACCACGUGGCAAUGCACUCUGUGACAUGGAGGAGCGUUUGCAUAACGCUUGCCAUCAGCUUUCUCUACCCAUAAACGGCACGGCCACACUGCAACAGCUACACACACUCUGCCAGCACAUAGGCAUUGAGGUGGGUGAGGAUCUGUUGCAGUGUGGUGAUGAAAGUGCAAUAGAUGUGCAGGAGUUCAUCUCAUGCGUAAUAAACCCCAGCAAACCACCCACACCAUCAGCAUCUACACCCUACAGACAAUUAAAGAGACUCCAUUCCACUCAGUUUGAUGAGUCGGGUCGAAGGAUCUCAUGUGCUUUGAGCAGUACAAUCGGUCUGCAGGUGUUUUCAGAUCUGGAUGAUGGAUCGGGACAUGCUUCUGUGGAAACUCUCCUUUACAGGUGGAUGGAAGAGGGAGUGGACAAUAGCUCCGAGAUCUUACAGGCUCUGGAUUUUAAUCUGGAAGGUAAAGUGAAUCUGUCUGAGCUGACCGUUGCUCUAGAGAAUGAGCUGUUGAGCACUAAGAACUCAAUCCACCAGGCGGCGCUAGUGAGCUUUAAGGCAGAGAUCAGACAUCUGCUUGAGUGUGUUGACCUGGAAAGGCGUGAGAAGGAGAGGAUUCGCUUUGAUCUGGACAAAGCAGAGAAACUGAAAUCUCAGCUGGCGUCUGAAGUCGAUGACCACCAUGCUGCCAUUGAGCGCAAUAACGAACUCAACCUCCGGAAGUUGGAGCAGGAAUAUAAAGAGAGUAUGACGGCUCUGAGAGCAGAGCUUAGUAAAGAGAUGGAGCUUGUGCAGCAGCAGGCCAAUCAGCAUCGAGAAGAGCUUGAACAGGAAAUUGGCAAGAUGAGAGAAGAUGAAACCUUCCUACGAGAACAUCUAUCUCUCACCGUUAAAGAAAAUGGUCGUCUGGAGUCUGAGCUUAUUGAGACCACAGAGAAACUGGUGGAGGCUGAAAACCAGCUGAACAAAGUGCAAAAAAACCUGGACGGUGUUUUGAAAGAGAAGUUUGGUGAUUUGGAUCCAGACAGCGCAGAGUUUUAUCAGCAGGAGGAGCGUCUAAGACAGCUGCGCAGGAACUACGAGGAGCAGUGCAGGGAGUUGCAGGAUCAUAUAGAUGAGCUAGAAGCUCAGCUGGAGGAAUAUCAGACUUCAGGCCACACACCCUCAACACGUCCCGGACGGAGUCUGUCUGAUGAACUGGCCGGCAAGAGUCCAGACCCAGGUUCUCAGGAGCAGCAGCCAUUAAACAUGAGUCUAGAGACUGAGAUGUUACUGGAGCAGCACCAGCGAGAGAUAGAAAACAUCAGGGCAAUGGUUUAUGAAGAAAAACGCAGUGCAGAGGAAGAGAGGAGUCAUCUCUCCCUGCAGCACCAACAGGAGGUGCAGGCUUUGAGGGAGGAGCUGGCAAGAGAACAAGAGAGAGCGAACAGAUUGGAGCAGGAAAUUUCUGCCCUCAAAAUUCUCCACCAGCAGGAGCUUCACUCUCUCAUGCAGGAGGCACAGGACACCAGAAGCCGUGCAGAACAGCUGGAAGCAAAGGUGCAAAUUCUGGAGGAAAAACAGACUGCCUAUGAGGAGCAGAUCAGAGUGCAUGCUGAGGAGAUGAGUCUGAUGAAAUCCAAGCACCAAGAGGUGCUGGAGGUCAAUCUGCAGGCACAGAGAGAGAGACUGCAAGAGGAGAAGGAAAAGGAGGAGAAGAGGCUUAAGGAGCAGUGGAAAGAAGAGCAAAAGAGCUAUGAGGAGGUGCUAAGUGCUCAGCUUGAGGAGAUGCAGCAUAGAACAGAACAGGAGUGUGUAGAGCUGGAAAAGAGGCUCAGGGAGGAGUGGGAGUGGGAGAGGCAGGAUUUGGAGGAGAACAGUAAGGAGGCAUUGCAAGCUGUGCUGGAGGAGAGAGAGCGGAGGCUCAAGGAGGAAUGGGAGCAGGAGAGGCAGGAACUAGAGGAGAUCAGUAAGGAGACGCUGCAGGCUGUGCUGGAGGAGAGGCUGGAGAGGGAGAGGAGGCUCAGGCAACAGUGGGAUGAGGAGCGGGCUUCGUUAGAGAACAAACAUCACACUCUGCUCCUACAGCGUUUGCAGGAGGAGAGGGAACACCUCCGCUCACAGCAGGAGGAGACAGAGAGCAUUAUAAUGGAGCAUUGGGGGAGAGAGAGGGCUCAGCUGGAGAAACAGCAUGAGGAGGCACUUCAGGCCUGUUUGGAGCAGGAGAGAGAGAGACUGCAAGGAGAGAGAGAGGAGCAGGAGAGAAGGUGGCAGCAGGUGCUGAAUGAAGAGCAGAGCCGGAUGGUGGAGGCGCACAGGGAGGCCAUGCAGGAGCUGAGUGCCAAACACAGUGAGGAGAGAGAAAGACUCAGCAGCCUUUUGGAGAAACUACGCUCAGAUAUUGCAGAACAGAGGAGAGCGCUGGAGAAACAAUUCUCUCAGCGACUUGAAGAAGUGGAAGUUCGUUUCUAUGGUGACCAAGAGGCAGUGUCUGAGCGUUUUCAGGUGGAUGUACAUAAACUCGAGCAACAUUACCAAAGUGCUAUUGCAGCACUUGCCCAACAGCAUGCUGCAGAUCGCGCCCACUGGGAGGAGGAGUCAGAGGCAGCCACCAAGGAGGCGGAGCAACAGUGGAAGCUUUUGAGGGAGGCGCUGGACCUAGAGAGGGAGGAGCUCCAAAAGGAGUGUCAAAGCCUUGAAGUUGCACACGCACAAGAUAUUAAAGCUCUGACAGACAAGAACCUACAGCUUCAGGCCGAGCUGGAGACUUUUGUCAGUGCUGCUCGAACCAAAGAAAUUGAGCUGAGUCGCCAAAUCAAUGAGCUGCACAACCAUGUGCAGGAUAGGAUGGAGACCAAAGACCUGCUGCUGGCACAAGCAGAGCACAAAGCCACUGAGCUGGAAGAGAUGCUGAAGCAGGCUGUGGAUGACUUCAUCCAGGAGCGAGCAGAGCUGCAAAGAAGUCUGUCUGCUUUGGAGAGCAGGCGAGGGGAAAUAAUUUCAUUUUCUGAGAACAUGGAGCUGAUAGGCAGAAUCCAGGAAGGUGAGGAGCUCCUCUGUCAGGAAUUAAAGGAUGAGAGAAAGGCUCUGCUUGCAGAGAGAGAUUCACUGGCAUUGAGAGUGGUGCAGUUGGAGGAAAUUGUGUUACAGUUGACAGGAACCACUGGAGAACCUUCUGCAGAACUUUCUCAGGAACCUUGCAUAGAGUCCACUGUAGAAAUCCUUGUAGAACCCAAUGGAGAUGACCUUGAAGAAAUUUGUAAAGAAUCUACAAUAGAGCCCUUUGAAGAACUCAAUGAAGAAACCUGCACAGAAUCUACUGAUGAAGUCAGUCCAAAGCACGUCAUAUGUGAGGAGUCUUCUGUAAACCGUGAAAAGGAAGUGGAUGAAGUUACUGACCCAGACUUUGGUAAUUCACAGCUACACAGAUGCUCAGAGGUUGGAGUUACAAAUGGUAUAACUUUAAACUCUUGUGCUGAUGGUAAAUUAGACAUAGCUGAUGUAGAAUCUAACAACAGUGGAAUAGAAACCCCUGAUUGUCCCAAAGAAAAGAAGAAAGAGACUAAGGAGAGACUCUGCAAUCCUGGAGUGGAUGGUUUUGAAGAUACAGAACUGAUUGAAGAGCUGAAUGUUAAGAGCAAUAGCACAGAAACUCAAGAUGACACUUUGAAGAUGGCAGAGGAGUAUAUUUUGAAUGGCACAGAAAGAGAAGGUCAUUUCUCUGCCGAAUCUGAUGAUUCCUAUAACCAAGAGAGCUUGCAACACCAUGAAUCUCCAAGCAAAGAUGACACCCAGGCUGAAUACAGUGGCAAACCAGUUGAUCCUGAGACUGAAGAAAGUCCAGAGGAUGGUAUCAGCAUUGCAAGUAUUGAAAAUGAUAUCAGGGCCUUUGUAAAGGAGGUUUGUACCCUGACUAUAGUUGAUACAGAGCAGGACAAAGUUGCUGAUCUGAGAGAUGUGUGCAUGCAGGAGAUCCUGGACCUUCAAGAAACCGUAAUGCAGUACAGCAAAGCUAUAGAAUGCACUAGCUCUCAUUUGCAGAGCCCUAAACGGCAGGAUCCAGAGAAAGAGAAUAUCACACCUCAAGUACCAAAGCACUUUAAGCAAAUGGUGGCCCCAAUCAAAGAUGUGCAACUUGCUGAGCUAGAGGUCUGCUUUGAGCAAAGCAUCCAAGAGAACUUGCAGCUUGUAGACCGCAACAAAAAACUGGAGAGUAGAGUCGAGAGUCUGGAGGACAAGAUGCACAUAGUCCAGGACCUCCACAAACAGCUGGCGUCUGUGCUGGAAGAGACUGCACGAGUCCGAGUGGAGAAUUCCAAACUGAAGGUUCUUGUCCAGGAACUUGAUAAGCAGGAUAAGGUGCCGCAGUGGGACUCUUCCGAUACUUCACACAACUCAGAAAUAGAAGAUUCAACAAAGAAGAUUGCUGCGAUGGCAGAGCUUGAAUUCUUCUGCAUGGAGUUUGAGAAACAGAACUCUCAUCUACACCGAUCACUUGCUGAUCUGCAGGGCAAAUCUCUUAGGAUCCAUGAACAAAUGCAAGAGAGGAGGAGUGAAGUUUGUCGUCUGGCUAAAGAGAACAUCAUUCUGAGGCACAAGAUCUCGACAGUAAGGGAGGAAGACUUGAGAGAGAACCAGGAUGACCUGCAAUUACAUCACAUCAAGCAAGGGAAGAGAUCGGUACAAGCUGUUAGGAGACAGCUCUCUGAGCCUCGCCAUCUAGGACAGCAGCUAGAGGAGGAGAAUUUCUUAUUACAGCAGAAUGCAGAUCAUGUACUUCGACAUGCACUCCAGGAAGUGAUACGUCAACAUGACAGCUCAGCCAAUGAGAAGAAUGGGUUGUGUGAUCGGGAGGAUUUUGGUUCCAGAACAGAAAAGGAAUUGCUUAGAUCAGAACUCAAUCGGUGCAUAGAAAAGGUCAUGUCACUAGAUUCAUCUUUACAGACGGUCACUCAGCAGAACGCUCGUCUCAAAUCUGACCUACGCAUCACACAGCAAGAAAGAGAUGCCCUUAAACAGGAAGUGAUUUCUUUGCACAAACAAUUGCAAGCUGCCAAUGAGAAGUUGUUGGAGGUUUCCGUUGUGUCUGCUAGUCAGCAACAGGGGAGGCGAGUGUGGGCGGAGCUUUCCGGGCUGAUGGAGGCGGAGCAUGCCUCACUUACAGAGGAGAACCAGCAACUCAAGCGACAGAUAAGGGAGAUGAGCUCAGAGCUCCAGUCGUCAAAGGAGCAGAUCCGCCAUCUGGAAGCAUUAAGUGUGAAACAUAGAGGAUUUGUAAAAUCUGCAGAUCAAGAAAAAUCAGCUUUGAAACGUGAAAUGGAGGCUUUGCACACUCAGCUACUGUCAACACGGAACAAGGCUCAGCUGGCUGCAGUCUUGCCUUCGUCUCCUCUACAGUUGCCAGGGGAACAGAGAAGACCGCACCAUAGCGACAGUCCAGACUUCAACAUGCAGCAGGACGAGCGGGAGGUGGUGCUGUUACAGAUGGAGGAGAGAAUGAGAGAAGUGGAGCUCACGCUCAGAAACCUCAAACUGCUGCUACAGGAGAAAGUGUCUCAGCUGAAAGAGCAGUUGAUCAGGAACAGUGAAUCGGAUGUGUUGAUCAAAGACCUCUACGUGGAGAAUGCUCAACUGCUCAAAGCCCUGGGGAAGACAGAACAGCGUCAGAAAGUAGCAGAAAAGAAGAACUUCCUCCUGGAGGAGAAAAUUUCCAGCCUCAACAAGAUUGUCCGUGACCUCGGCCCUUCCCCAUUGACUCCUGCGCCCUACCACUACUCACGCUCAUGAUUUUAAACUGUAUUACAUAUGAUUUUAGUCAUACAAGCCAUUCCAGUAUGAUUUUCUUCUGAGAAACAUGUUCGAGCUGCUCUAUAUACGUCAAGCUCCAAAAAGGACAAGAAAUACAAGUAGUCCAUAUGACUUGUGCACUAUAUUCUCUGAAGCCAUACAAAAGCUUUGCGUAGUGAACAGGCUGAAAUUGUAUUGACUGAAGAUCUUCCGUUCAUAGAUCCCAAAUCUCCUUCCCAUUCAUUUUUAUUUCUAGGUGAAACUUUCCUUUAAGUUAUUUUUUUUAAUUUUUUUUAUUGCUUUUAACAAUUUAAUUUUAUAGCAGUUUUUUUUAUUAAGCCAUACUGUAAUAUUACUGGUGUAUCUGGACCUCAAACUGCAAUUAGAAGGUGGUCUUAAGGAAUGGUGAAAUUCCUUCUAUCUAGAGAAGCUUGUACAACAGCUGAGGCUCCCCUGUUCACACACACACACACACACACACACACACACAGCCACCUAUCAUUACAUAGUUGUAGUGAAAUGCAAACAAGGUCAGUGAUUCCCUGCAUCUCAGAGAAGGAAAUUAAAGGGCAAAUGCCACAGUGUUUCUUCACUGUUUAUUACUGUUUGUUAUAGUGCAUUUUAUUUCUUUGGGAUUGUUUAGUUAAUAUAAACCUUUUCACUUGAGAAUGUGCACCAAAAACAUCCCAUAAUGUUACUUUAGUUGCCGCAGGACUUUGUGCUUUGUAUUUAUUUUGUGUACCUAUUUUUCAUUUAUGAUCUGUAAUCAUGUAUUAUGAGCACUGUGAAUAUGAAUAAUAGGGAGUCAAUUAAAAUAUUUAUGUGGGGUAGAAGAAACUCAGAGCUCGGAGAUGUCAGCCUUGUGGUAACCACUGUAUAAUUUGUGGGUGGAGAGCAAAAUUGCUGGUUAUGAUGUUUCAUUUCAGGCGUCUCUCAACGAGUGCAGUUUACAAGCUUUGAUGCUUUGGGAAAAAAUGCACAGAGAAUUACAGGCAUUUAAACAUUUUGAAAUUGCUUUGAAAUAUGUGUCCUUAUGUUUUUAGCAUUGUAACCCAGCCUUAGGUGAAGUAUAAGAUAUGCUCUACCGAUAUUUGUUAUGAAAAUAACGUUAACUUACCCUUUAAGUGUUAAUUGUAUAACACUUGGUUCAGAUGUAAAAA
Sinocyclocheilus grahami is the source of this 7839-nucleotide messenger RNA. Its product is annotated as ninein-like. The transcript is spliced from 27 exons. Bases 392 to 6679 code for a protein of 2095 amino acids. Gene Ontology annotation, cellular component: ciliary transition fiber; mitotic spindle pole; pericentriolar material. NCBI's taxonomy places the organism in Eukaryota, Metazoa, Chordata, Actinopteri, Cypriniformes, Cyprinidae. The record is from RefSeq and is a predicted model, not a curated record. Gene Ontology annotation, molecular function: calcium ion binding. Gene Ontology annotation, biological process: centrosome localization; microtubule anchoring at centrosome; centrosome-templated microtubule nucleation.